AUGUCAGCAUUUCUCACCCACUCAGCUCCCAAUAUCAGCACUUCGAUGGCCCCCACCUUCCUGUUGGUGGGCCUACCAGGCCUGUCUGCUGUACCCUCCUGGUGGGCGAUACCCCUCAUCACUAUCUACCUUCUUUCUGCCCUGGGCAAUGGUGCUAUCCUCUGGAUCAUUGCCCUGGAGCCCACACUGCACCGCCCAAUGUACUUCUUCCUCUUCCUGCUCAGCAUGUCUGAUGUUGGCUUGGCCACAGCCCUGAUGCCCACCCUGCUGGGUCUUGCCUUUGCGAAUACUCAUGCUGUCUCUGCCUCAGCCUGCCUCCUCCAGAUGUUCUUUGUCCAUGUCUUUUCCGUCAUGGAGUCCUCUGUCUUACUCGCUAUGGCCUUGGAUCGGGCACUGGCCAUUUGCCGCCCUCUCCACUACCCAACACUCCUCACCAAUGGUGUCAUCAGCAAGAUCUGUGUGGCCAUUGCUUUCCGAUGCCUGGGUCUCCACCUGCCCCUGCCAUUCCUCCUGGCCCACAUGCCUUACUGCCGUCCACAGGUCCUGACCCAUUCUUACUGCUUGCACCCGGAUAUGGCCCGUUUGGCCUGCCCCGGAGGUGGGGGAGCGGUCUACAGCCUAUUUGUGGUCCUGUCAGCCAUGGGCUUGGAUCCUCUGCUUAUUUUCUUCUCCUAUGGCCUAAUUGGCAGGGUGUUGCAAGGUUUGGGAUCCAGGGAGGAUCGCUGGAAGGCUGGCCAAACCUGCGCUGCCCACCUCUCUGAUGUGCUUCUCUUCUAUGUGCCCAUGGUCCUGCUGGCUCUCAUUGAUCGUCUCAGGAUGCCAAUCCCUCAGCCUGCCCAUACUCUUCUCUCCUAUGUCCACUUCCUGCUUCCCCCAUUGGUAAACCCCAUUCUCUAUAGUGUCAAGAUGAAGGAGAUUAGAGAGAGAAUCCACAAGAGGUUGCAGCCCAGGAAGGUGGGUUGUGCUCAGUGA
Molecule: messenger RNA, 972 nt
Organism: Rangifer tarandus platyrhynchus (Svalbard reindeer)
Lineage: Eukaryota; Metazoa; Chordata; Mammalia; Artiodactyla; Cervidae
Source: the annotation of a GenBank genome assembly